AAGACAAUAAAAAAAAAUAAUGCAAAAAAAAGGUAAAGAUUUAAAAACCAUGGAUGACAUCUUCUACGAUUGUCGCAGCGAGGGUGAAUAUGAACCCGAGACUGUUAAUAAAGUCCACGAGGGCGUAUUGAAAACUUGUCAUGGCGAUGUUUUGCAGGACGAGCCUCAGAAAUGCAAGAAACCUAUGGAUAUGCGGAAUAUACUAAGAAGUGCUGCUCAUAAUGCACAAAUAUUAUUGCGAGGUCUAGGCGUUAGCUGCGAAUGCAUUGAGGCAGAGGAGCCGCAAGCUUCAUGCAAGUUCUUUUAUCCGGCGACGUUAGCGAUAACCGCACGAGUUCACGCGGAAUCAACAUGUGGCUGUCCACCCCAAAGCCAGUGCAUACUACGCGGCAGUCCGGUCACAUUAAAUCUCCCCAUUGAGUUGAAUCCGCAAAGCGGUCAGGUCAAGGUCAACAUAUUUCAGCCGGCACCCGCCACAUUGGCUACUGCCGCCGAAUGCAUUGCUAUGGGCGCUGGUGAUAGGCGAUCUUAUGGUCUAGCUCAAAAUAGUAUACGGCGGCCGUGUUACCGUAGCGGCAGCGCCCGGAAAGCGGCGCGGAAAGUUCGCUGGGAAGUAUAGGAAAUCCGAUCAAAGGAGCAGCAGAUUACAACUAUGUGCACAUCCUCUCGCUUGCGAGCUUCAGCUGUCUCUGAGGUACAAGUGCGUGUCGAGAUGUUCACAGAAGCUACGAAAGCCGAAGCUUCUGGUUAACGGAGAUAUGUAAUUGUCUGCAAAUAAGUUAUGUGAACGUUUUGAAUUACUUAUCCAAUGGUACUUCGUUCAUAUUUGAAAUGAUUUUUAUUGUACUUUGAAUACAAUAAAGAAAAU
Messenger RNA from Drosophila hydei, 868 nucleotides. RefSeq lists its product as uncharacterized. The record is from RefSeq and is a predicted model, not a curated record. The coding region runs from base 20 to 619 and encodes 199 amino acids. The transcript has a single exon. Lineage: Eukaryota; Metazoa; Arthropoda; Insecta; Diptera; Drosophilidae.